Messenger RNA from Lactuca virosa, 357 nucleotides. NCBI's taxonomy places the organism in Eukaryota, Viridiplantae, Streptophyta, Magnoliopsida, Asterales, Asteraceae. The record is from the annotation of a GenBank genome assembly.
AUGGUUCUCCUCAUUCAUUAUCCUCUUUUUUUGUUUGGUCCUCGUCUUCAAAUCACCAUCACCGCCAGCUGCCAUGGCCGCUGGCCAUUGCUGUCAUCGUCGACUACCUGCCACCUUGCUGUGGUGGCAGUGGAUUUUUCUUCAAAGUUUACUCGCGCAAAGUUCGAGGAGGUUAACGUGGAUUUGUUCAACAAGUGUAUGGAACCUGUGGAACAGUGUUUGAGGGAUGCGAAUAUGAACAAGGAUAGGGUUGAUGAAGUGGUUCUGGUUGGUGGAUCAACCAGGAUUCCUAAGGUACAACAGUUGUUGCAAGAGUUGUUCAACGGAAAGUCACUUUGCCAAAAUAUAAAAUCCUGA